CUGAACCCAGUCGUUCUGCCGCAGUGUGAAAAGUAUUACAGAGAUCACGGAUAUGACCUGAAACUCUCUAAUGGACGAGUCUUUCUAGUUCGGAGGACUCGAAGACUUUUGCGCCGCAGGAGACAGGGACAGAUCCCCCUGGACCCGGGUCAGGCCCUGCAGAUCAUACCCCGUCAGAGGACACCUAACCAUCCCAUCACAUGGACUGGCCUGGGAUUGGUCCGAGUGCUGGAGGGAGCAGGGCUUCGGUUCACUGUGGACAACCUGCUGUCCUCUAUGGAUUACCAGCUGGUGAUCCGCUACGAGCCAGAGGCGCCGUCUGAUUGGCUGGCUUCAGUCAGCAUCAUCACCCUGUCACCAGGCAACGGCGGCUGCAGCAGCGACCCAACAGGAAGUAAAACUCUGACUCUCCCUGGAAACUCCAGAGGAGCUUUCCUGGACUCUCCGUUGUGUCUGAACGCAGCUGGUCAAUACUUUGUGGAUAUCGUCUUUAACAAACAGCCCGAGUCUGAUGGAUCAACUAGCUCACAUGUCCUCAUCGACUCGAUGGGUCUGAUCCCGAGGAUCGGGUCCAUCCAGGAUUUCUGUUCCCAGAGUGACCUGGACACGUUCCCACGCUCUCGCUGCAUCGGAUUAGCCAACGAGUUCAGUCCCAAGGAGGUGGGACCAGAUGUCUGCAAGGAACUCACCAAGAGCAUUUCGGCACGAAUCCACAGGGGAGCUGUUUUUUGCAGGUGUAACGUUGUUGGCUCUCUUGGACCGUCCUGCAGUAAACAGGGAGGGUUCUGUGAAUGUAAACCCAGCGUGAUUGGCCGUUGCUGUGAUACUUGUGCACCCCUGACAUUUGGAUUCGGACCAGAAGGUUGCAAACCCUGUGAGUGCGACCCUCGUGGUUCGGUGUCAGAGCUCUGCGACCAGGUCAGAGGUCAGUGUGCGUGUCGUCCAGUGAUCACAGGUCAGCGCUGUGAUCGCUGCCAGGCGGGAUUCUGGGGUUUCCCCUUCUGUCGACCAUGUGAAUGUAACGGACUGUCAGAGGUGUGCGAUGACAGAACUGGAGAAUGUCUGAACUGCAGGGGGAACGCUGCUGGACCAAACUGUGACAGAUGUGUGGAGGAUUACUAUGGUGACCCCGUCUCCAGACAGCCCUGUCAGCCGUGCCUGUGUCCGGACGUUCGGAGCAGCGGACGAUUCUUCGCCACUUCCUGUCAACAUGACCCACAAUCCCUCAGUGUGAGCUGCAACUGUCGGAUUGGGCACACAG
Plectropomus leopardus (leopard coralgrouper) is the source of this 1261-nucleotide messenger RNA. The record is from RefSeq and is a predicted model, not a curated record. Lineage: Eukaryota; Metazoa; Chordata; Actinopteri; Perciformes; Serranidae.